AUGGCAGUCGCCAACUGCUGCUUCUCUGUUCUCACCUCCUCCGUUAAAUUCCGUUGCUGUGUUUCUCCCCAACGAUAUCUUGCCACGCCGCAUCAUUCCAUUGCUUCCCUCACUUGUAAAGCCGUCGUCAAUAACAGGAGACGCCCUUCUUCUAAUCGAGAUAGGGAGCAUAAAGAAGGUGGUUCGCAGAAGAAGUCUCCGGGGAAACUGAAAGAUGAGAGGUCCUAUUUGCAUGAUGAUGAUGAUGGAACCAGUGGUAAAAGGAAUGCAGGGAAAGCUCAAUCAAUGGCUUUUAAGUCGUUUGGCGCGCAAAGAAAAGAUAAGAAAGAGUUUAAGCUUGAUAUGAAGGAACAACAGGUUGAGCCACAGAAUCUUAAAGAUGCAGCUUUUUUAGAUGCUGUUGUCAAGGUUUACUGCACCCAUACGGAGCCUGAUUAUUCCCUUCCUUGGCAAAAACAAAGGCAAUACACAAGCACAGGAAGUGCUUUUAUGAUCGGCAAUGGAAAACUUUUGACAAAUGCUCAUUGUGUUGAAUAUUAUACACAGGUCAAGCUGAAGAAAAGAGGAGAUGAUACCAAAUAUGUGGCUAAGGUACUAGCCAGAGGAGUUGAUUGCGAUAUAGCUUUGCUUUCAGUAGAAAGUGAGAAAUUCUGGGAAGGAGCAGAACCACUUGAUUUUGGACUCUUACCACGUCUUCAGGAUGCAGUGACGGUUGUAGGAUAUCCCCUUGGAGGAGACACCAUUUCAGUGACAAAGGGGGUUGUGUCUCGUAUAGAGGUUACAUCGUAUGCGCAUGGAUCGUCUGAUUUGUUGGGUAUUCAAAUUGAUGCAGCAAUAAAUCCUGGUAACAGUGGUGGUCCUGCAUUCAAUGAGCAGGGGGAGUGUAUUGGAGUAGCAUUUCAGGUAUACAGAUCUGAAGAGGUCGAGAAUAUUGGAUACGUGAUUCCAACAACAGUUGUAUCUCAUUUUCUAAAUGACUAUGAUAGGAAUGGGAAAUACACUGAAUUUGAUGUUGACAAGCAAUGCAUGCUAUUCUCUGGCUUUCCUUCCCUUGGUGUGUUGCUGCAAAAGUUGGAGAAUCCAGCAUUACGUGCAUGCUUAAAAGUGCAGUCUAAUGAGGGUGUGUUGGUACGAAGAGUAGAACCGACCUCUGAUGCAAAUAGAGUCAUAAAGGAGGGGGACGUGAUUGUUAGCUUUGAUGAUGUUCAUGUAGGGUGUGAAGGAACAGUGCCAUUUCGAUCAAAUGAGCGUAUUGCAUUCCGUUAUCUUAUCAGCGAUGUAGCAGAGCUUGGCAUUAUUAGAGCUGGAUCAUUCAUGAAAGUUCAAGUAGUUCUUAAUCCAAGAGUGCAUUUGUUGAAACUGCUAGCAAAGUCACGUUAUUCUCUGGCAAGGUUCAAAGGGGAGCAAAUUGUUAUCCUAUCACAGUUUGAAGACAAUUACCUUGUUGUCCUGGAGAAGGAAGCUGCAAGCACUUGUUCAUCCCACAUUCUCAAAGAUUAUGGAAUCCCAUCUGAACGAUCUUCUGAUCUACUGGAGCCAUAUGUGGAUUUGUUGGAAGACAACCAAGCAGCAGAUCAGGAUUGUGGCAACAGCCCAGUUUCAAAUCUGGAAAUUGGCUUCGAUGGACUCCUCUGGGCAUAA
Messenger RNA from Dovyalis caffra, 1641 nucleotides. Lineage: Eukaryota; Viridiplantae; Streptophyta; Magnoliopsida; Malpighiales; Salicaceae. The record is from the annotation of a GenBank genome assembly.